Thermothelomyces thermophilus ATCC 42464 is the source of this 3400-nucleotide messenger RNA. RefSeq lists its product as uncharacterized. Gene Ontology annotation, cellular component: peroxisomal matrix. The transcript is spliced from 3 exons. The record is from RefSeq and is a predicted model, not a curated record. Gene Ontology annotation, molecular function: ATP-dependent peptidase activity; ATP binding; serine-type endopeptidase activity. Lineage: Eukaryota; Fungi; Ascomycota; Sordariomycetes; Sordariales; Chaetomiaceae. Gene Ontology annotation, biological process: protein catabolic process; protein targeting to peroxisome; protein processing. The coding region runs from base 334 to 3174 and encodes 946 amino acids.
CCGAAGCCAGCAGCCCGACCUCAAAGGCUAUUAGUUAGCCAAUGCCAUCUUCGACCUCUUCCACCUUUCUUUCCACCGGCAUUCCUUCAGAUUCGAUGACGGGAUUUUAUCCCAAAGCUCAACAACCUCGAGAAUAGCUGCGAAUAUACUUGAAAUAGACGCAUAAGCCCGAUUUUUUGGUUCCGUUCCUACCUACCGGAGCUUCCGUUUCCCGAACCAAACAAAAAAACAAGCAUCGUGCAGUUUCCCGGAACCGUUGCAUCUCGCCGAGAAUCCUCCCCCAUCAAGAACAAGAUUCCCCGUUCGUGAGCCACACGAGCACUCGCCCGCCAAAUGGCCCGAACGCACACGGUGACCCUACCGGUCAUCGCUCUGCCUCGAGGCAGCGUGCUGCUACCGGGCGUCGUGCAGCGCAUCGCCGUCUCGUCGAACCGCCCGGAUAUCGCUUCGUUGCUGGCCGCCGUCUACACCCGCGCGGCUUCCAAGACGCCCAACGGUCGCAUCGACACCGUCCCCAUAGCUUGCGUCCCGCUGGCCUCCCCUCUCCUCGGCCCCGAUGGACAGCUCUUGAUCGAGGACGGCGAGGGCGCCGCCAGCACCGACCGCGCCCAGGUCGACCCGGCAAAGGCAACCAAGGCCGACCUCUACGGCUGGGGCGUCGCCGCCAAGAUCACGGGCGUCGAGGGGCGCGGCACCGGCGAGUUCACAUUGCUCGUGGAGGGAGUCGUGCGUGUCCGCGUGGACAAGAUUUACCGAGACAAGUCUUACCCGGAGGGCAAGGUGGUCUACUACCAGGACGAGAGCGCCCGCCCCGACCCGGCGCUCGAGGAUCUCUUCCAGCAUCUGAAGCUGCUCUCCAGGGAGCUGGUUGCCAUCCUCAGGCUCUCCUCCAUCCUCCCCCGGCCCGCCGGCACCCCCGGCCUGUCGCCUUUGCUGGCCCGUCGCCUCGACCUCUUCAUCACGAGGCAGAGGCAGCCGGGCGCUCUCGCCGACUUCAUGGCCAACAUCGUCGAGAGCUCCUACGAGGAGAAGCUUCAGGUCCUGGCCCUGCCGGACGUCAAGGCGCGCGUAACCAAGGUGAUCGAGUUGCUCGACCGCCAGAUCGGCAACAUCAAGAAUAGCAUCAAGAUCACCACCGUAACCACCACCACCCUGCCAUUCGAUCCCGAUCCGACCAGGAAGGACAUCGACAAGAUCAUCCGGCCGAGCAGGCCCGGCCUGCCCAUCAAGCUGGGCGUACCCGGCACCGGCGUGGUCCCGCCCUCCGGGGCCAUCGGUCAGCCCGGCGGCGGCGGCGGGGACUCGGAGGAGGAUCAGGAACCCAACGAGAUAGACGAGCUGCAAAAGAAGCUCGACGCGGCGAAGCUGACUCCCGAAGCCGCCAAGGUGGCCGAAAGGGAGCUCAAGCGACUCAGGAAGAUACACCCCGCCCAGGCCGAGUACGCCGUCACCCGGACCUACCUCGAGACGCUGGCCGAGAUCCCCUGGACGACCACCACGGACGACCGCCUGGGCUCUCAGACCCUCGCCCGGGCGCGGAAGCAGCUGGACGACGACCACUACGGCCUCGAGAAGGUCAAGAAGCGCCUGCUGGAGUAUCUCGCCGUUCUCAGGCUGAAGCAGUCCGUCAACGACGACGUCGAUGCCCAGAUCAAGAAGGCCGAGGAGGAGAUGGGCGCGAUCGAGGCGGCGAGCAGGGACGACAAGGCCGAUGCCGGUUCCGGGCCGGACCCCGGCGUGGAGGACAAGAUCAGGGCGAACAGCGCCAAGCUGGAGGUCCUGAGGAGCAAACGCAUGGUGGACAAGUCGCCCAUCCUCCUGCUCGUCGGGCCCCCGGGAGUCGGCAAGACGAGCCUCGCCCGGUCCGUGGCCAUGGCUCUGGGGAGGAAGUUCCACCGCAUCUCGCUGGGCGGCGUGCGGGACGAGGCCGAGAUCCGCGGUCACCGGCGCACCUACGUCGCCGCCAUGCCCGGCCUAAUCGUCCAGGGCCUCAAGAAGGUGGGCGUGGCGAACCCGGUCUUCCUGCUCGACGAGAUCGACAAGGUGGGCGGCUCGAGCGUGCACGGAGACCCGUCUGCGGCGAUGCUCGAGGUGCUCGACCCCGAGCAGAACCACGCCUUCACCGACCACUACGUCAACAUCCCCAUCGACCUGAGCAGGGUCAUGUUCAUCGCUACGGCGAACACCCUCGACACCAUCCCGCCCCCGCUGCUCGACCGCAUGGAGACCAUCUACAUCCCGGGCUACACCACGCUGGAGAAGCGGCACAUCGCCAUGCAACACCUCGUGCCCAAGCAGAUCCGCAUCAACGGCCUGAGCGAGGAUCAGGUAGUCUUCACCGAAGAGGUGGUCUCCAAGAUCAUCGAGUCCUACACCCGCGAGGCGGGCGUCCGCAACCUCGAGCGCGAGAUCUCCUCGGUCCUCCGCGGCAAGGCGGUCGAGUAUGCCGACGCCAAGGACGCGGGCCAUCCGGAGAGGUACAACCCCCGCCUCAGCGUCGAAGACCUGGAGCGCUUCCUGGGCAUCGAGAAGUUCGAGGAAGAGAUCGCCGAGAAGACCAGCCGGCCGGGCAUCGUCACCGGCCUCGUGGCGUACAGCUCCGGCGGCAACGGCAGCAUCCUCUUCAUCGAGGUGGCCGACAUGCCGGGCACCGGCACGGUGCAGCUGACGGGCAAGCUGGGCGACGUCCUCAAGGAGAGCGUCGAGGUGGCGCUGACCUGGGUCAAGGCUCACGCGUACGAGCUGGGCCUGACGCAGAGCCCGACCGCCAACAUCAUGAAGGAGCGCAGCAUCCACGUUCAUUGCCCCUCCGGCUCCAUCCCCAAGGACGGGCCCAGCAGCGGCAUCGCCCAGGCCAUCGCUCUGAUCUCGUUGUUCUCUGGAAAGGCCGUGCCGCCUACCAUGGCCAUGACCGGCGAAAUUUCGCUGCGCGGACGCAUUACGGCCGUCGGAGGAAUCAAGGAGAAACUGAUUGGCGCACUCCGUGCCGGUGUCAAGACGGUGCUACUGCCGGCCCAAAAUCGCAAGGACGUCAAGGAUCUGCCGCAGGAGGUCAAGGAUGGACUAGAGAUCAUCUAUGUCAGCCACAUUUGGGAAGCCAUCCGGCACGUCUGGCCCGACAGCCGCUGGCCUGGCGAGCACGACCAUCAUCCUGGUGUCGAUAGCCGGCUCUGAAGAGAAACGGACGCAUGGACGGACGAAUGAACGGUUAUGAUGUAGAGACGAAUGAACGAGGAAGUUGCGCGAUGAUGAGCCAGAACCUCUCAUAGGCCCUCCCAAUCUCCUUCCUGUCCGUUUGAUCGAGGGGUAGGGCGCGGGGAACGGCGACACCAUGCACGCAACACGCGCGCGCACACAGUCACACGCAAGUACGCCCGAAGAGAGAGGAGAGGGGGAGGGG